CUUUUUUUUUCUUUUUUCUUUUUUUACUUAAAAACUUGUAAUGUCAACAACAAACACAUGGGAAUCAAGUUUGACGCCAACAGAAGUGACUACUUAUAAACAACUAUUUAAAGCAGCUGCUUUAACUCAACCAAAUAUGGUUACUGGUUUAGAAGCAGUUCAGUUCUUUGCAAGGUCAGAACUACCGAAUACGGUAUUAUCUGAAAUUUGGGAGACUGCAGACGAACAAAAUCUUGGUUAUCUUACACCGGAUACAUUUGCUGUUGCACUAAAACUAAUAGCCUGUGCACAAAAUCAUAUCAAACCAAAGAGUCCAUUACUAUCUACACCGACUCCAUUGCCAAGAAUUAAGGGUAUUCAAUUAACACCAGAGUCUGAUCAUGCAUUAAUAACUCCGGCCGAGCGAAUGAAAUACCAGUCUAUUUACAAAGCACAGCACCCCACAGAUUUUGGAAUUCAAGCAGAAGCAGCUAAAAAUCUGUUUUUAAAGUCAAAACUGCCCAAUGAUCAAUUAGCUCAAAUAUGGAAUUUGGCUGAUAUCCGUCGCUGUGGUUAUUUGAAUGAGUCAGAAUUUAUUAUCGCCAUGCAUUAUAUCGCCAAAUUGAUGGAUAAGUCAAUGAUAGAAUUACCAGCAGUGCUACCCCAAAGUGUUUAUUUAUCAGCACUCGGCCAACAGUCUGUAUCCUCACCCUCAAGUCAAAGAGCGGGUUCGAUGUCCAGUACAAUAUCCAACGUAGAUCUGCUUGUCUCCUCACAGGAUAAAGCACGCUAUGAAUCAUACUUUAAUAAGCUCGAUAGACAAGGACGAGGUAUCAUUCAGCGACCAGAUGCUUUUGAAUUUUUUAAACGAUCAAAGUUACCAGAUACAGAACUCGUUCAUAUCUGGAACAUGGUAGACAAAGACGGCAAACAGACCUUAAAUUCAACUCAAUUUGCUGCAGCCAUGCAUCUGAUUCACUCCAAGCUUUCAGGACAAUCUAUCAUGUCUCCUACCAUAUCACCACCUGUCAUGACAGCCUCACCUCAAAUGAUAUCACAAGCAAUUCCUGUCAAAGAAGAAGAAGAUCUGCUUGGAGAAGAUAAUCAAGAACUGGCAGAGGAAACCAAUAAGGUCAACUUACUUCAGAAUCAGAUCGAAACAACAAAAAAGGCAACACGUGAUCUACAGGCGCAAAGGAGCCGAAUUGAGCAAUCACUGUCUGCAUUAAAAGAGAAAAAUACAGAUUUGAGACAUCAGCAAGAGGAGCUUCAGUCAAAGAACGAAUCUGAGUCAAUGCAACUGCAGCAACUCAAAGAAACAUUGAGCCAUGAAUCACCUACUUGGGAAAGAGUCAAGGCAGAGUUCGAAUCGGCUGAAAAAGAUCUAGAAUUGCUCAAAAAGCAAAAGGAUGAGGUGCAGAAUGAGUUGAAGCAGGGACAAAAUGAAAAUGAGAGGCUUCGUCGAUCGGUUCACAAUAUACAAAUGGAGACGCUGAGAUUUACAAAGCAGUUGGAUGAGUUGCAAGAAAAACAUAAGAGAAAGCAGGAGCGAGCAGCAGCUAAAAAGGCAGCUCUUGAAAAAGCAGAAGCUGAGCGAAUUGCAGCUGAGCAAAAGAGGAAACGAGAAGAAGAGGAGCGUCAAAGAAUUGAAAAACAAGAAGAAGAGGAGCGUCAAAGAGCUGAGAGAGAGAGGCAAGAAGAAGAGGAGCGUCAAAGAGUUGAAAAACAAAAAGAAGAGGAACGCCAAAGAAUUGAAAAACAGAAAGAAGAAGAACGUCAAAGGGAAGAAAAAAAGAGGCAAUCACAAUCAGGACCUGAAGAGGAUGGCGGACAUAUGGAAAAGGAACGCCAGAUGACAGAUGAAAGACGCCCAAGUCAGGAACAAGGGUUGUCUCGAUCAGAUCAUGAAAAAGAGCCCGAAAUUGUGGGUCAGACAGAGGAGAUCGCCAGACCCGUGUCUGAAUCUAUUAAGGACGAUAUACCACAUGAACAACCAUCCACAAAAUCAGAAUUAACUCAAGAUCAGACAGAAUUAGAAAACUCUUUGCCACAGGGGUCAAAAGGAGAAGAAAUUACUGAAAACAGCAUAAGCAACUUAGAACAAAUAGUUCCUGAUAAAGACAAUAAAGAACAGGAGAUCCAACAAGCACAAUUGGCUCAAUACACUGACAAAAGCAAACCAAAAGAAAAUGAAGAAAUUAAGGAUGCGGCAAAAGAUGACGCAACAGAUAGGAUUACCCCCAUUGAAGCAGAAGCAGCUAUUAUAGCACCGGAAAGAAAUGAGCAAGAUGAUAAGGAAGAACAGAUGACACAUGAUCGAGAUGAGCCCAUUAUUAAACCACAUAACGAAGAUAAUGAAACAGGAAAAACACUUGGUAUGAACCCUUUUAAGGAAUCGGGAAUUAGCCAAGAUAGUAACGUGUCCGUUGGACAUACUAGACAGCCAGACUAUCUAGCCGAUACAGAAGGUGAAGCAACGGAUUCUGCUGACGAUUUUUAUGAUGCAGUAGAAAACGGUGACUCUAAUCUGAUCAAAAGUGCGUUAACCUCUCGUAAGCAAGACACACGGACAUCAUCAGCUGACGAAAGUGAGUUUGUUAUGAUAGACCAUCCUGAUAACAAUGGACCAUCAGUUCGCUCAAAGGAAAUGACAAAGAGACCUGAAGCGCUUGAAUCAACCAAGUCAAGUGAGUUGCUUGGAAGGAUAGAACGUAAAGAAGGAGAGAAGAGAUCUAAGAAUAAAGAAGAAGAGGAAGAACCCGUCAUGAUCAGUUCAUUGUCCGAAUCUGAUGGUUCUGACACAAACGCACGUACUGUGGCCCCUUUUGAACAAUUAAAUCAAACCAACGACAUCAUGAAACAAUCUAGCUCGAAGGCGAACCAAUCUCCUGAGUCAUCAAUGUUUGACGUUACUAAAUAUGAUCAGACAGUGUCAACAGCACCCUUAAUUGAUUCAAAUGAAUUUGAUUCUAUUUUUGGAAACAAGCAGAACGGCCCAAACUCUAAUCAUGACAACUUUGAUGAUAGUUUCUUGAAAGGGGACACAGUACGAGAUAAUCUUAAUGAAAACGAUAAUCAUCCAACUUCGCUCGCAUCAGAUAAGCUUAACACUCAACUACCAAUGUUGGAAGACAUUCCAGAGACAAAAGAGAAUGCUCCAGAACAAACCAAGUCUGAUAUAGACUUGUCACAAGUGCACGAGCACGCUGGAUUCUUGCAUAAUAAUAGUACAGAAACUAAUCCAGGAGAACAUGGCAGGGGAUGGGAUGAGACUCCUCCAAAGGAGACUGUACCCGAAAUCGAUAAUAGUAAUAAAAAGAAAAAGAAAAAGGGCAUCAUGAAGUGGGCCAAGACAUUAGGAGGAUUUGACGGUGAGAAUAAGAAAAAGAAAAAGAAGAAGGCUGAUAAAGAGGCACAGCAACAGAAUAAGAAUAGUAGUAGUAGUACGAAUACUCAAGGGAUAAUAACACAGACAUCACCAAGUGAACACAAACAACCCACAUUUAUGCAACAUGCGGCACCCUCCAUAACUCCUUCAACUGCAAGUAAUAAUUAUGAUAAUGUUAAUGCAUACAACUUGGACACCAUUCAAGGUAGUCGUAUUGCAGAAUUAGUCAACAUGGGAUUUGAUCCAACUGCUGCCAAAGAAGCACUAGAUAGAUACGACCAAGAUUUAGAAAAGGCUACAAACUAUUUGUUAGAUCAAUCCUAAUGAAUAAAUGACCAAAAAAAAAUCCAGAUAUUUAUUCUAAGAACGUCACUUCUUUUUUAGUCUUUAUUACUGUGUAAAAGCCAUCACGUAACACGCUACUGUAUUAAAGGGGAUUAAAAGAGACGAUCAAAAGAAAGAAAGAGGAGGGGAGGCGGAAUGAUAACAAUAGA
Messenger RNA from Rhizopus microsporus ATCC 52813, 3861 nucleotides. RefSeq lists its product as uncharacterized. The coding region runs from base 41 to 3691 and encodes 1216 amino acids. Gene Ontology annotation, cellular component: cytoplasm; plasma membrane. Gene Ontology annotation, molecular function: protein binding; calcium ion binding. The transcript has 6 exons. Lineage: Eukaryota; Fungi; Mucoromycota; Mucoromycetes; Mucorales; Rhizopodaceae. The record is from RefSeq and is a predicted model, not a curated record. Gene Ontology annotation, biological process: endosomal transport; endocytosis.